Molecule: messenger RNA, 2449 nt
Organism: Acanthoscelides obtectus
Lineage: Eukaryota; Metazoa; Arthropoda; Insecta; Coleoptera; Chrysomelidae
Source: the annotation of a GenBank genome assembly
CACUUAAGCACGUGGUUGACAGAAAUCACCUUGAAGUUGAAAUAUACGUCAGAUAAAUAAUACGUGUAUUUUGAAAAAUAAAACUAAUACUAAUUUCUGAUUAGUAACAUAAUAAACUUUUUUAAAAAAAUGGAGACAUCUGAUAGUGAGUGCUUUGAGAGUGCAGAUGAAGACUUUUUCUCGGAUAAUGAAGCAGAUAGGAAGGAAGAGAAAAGUUGUGAGAAUAUUCCCCAGAUUGAAAAACUGCAAAAUUUGAACAUAAAUGAAGGCCAGGGGAAACCAAACGUAAUAAAGGAAUCAAUAGACGACAGACAAGCUAGAAAAGAGUUUGUUGGAGAUGUAACAAUUUGUAGUGAGGAAGUAAAUGAGGCAAAAGAAGUAACAAAAAACAAGCAAGUUAAAAACCUGGACCUCAAAUCUAAGUUAGAUACAGAAAAUAAAAAUAUUCUUGAAGAUAAUACUGUAUGCAACUCCAAUGACAAUAAAAGUACUUCAAUUCAUAAUUCAAACAGUAAUGUAAUUACGCAGAAACAUGAACAAAAACAUAUGCUUGACUGUGACAAAAACAAAAAUAAGGUGGAACAUGAGGAUAUCAAAAGCAUUCAUACUAUCAAUGUUGAAGAAUCUAGUCCCAAAGAUCAUAGUGUCAAGCAACUUCAUCAAAUCAAAGAAGAAAUAACAUGUAAAGAAACAAAAAUUACAGAUACUAAAGUUGAUACACUGAUGUGGGAAAAUGAUGGCUGGGACUUUGAUGAUAAUGACAUUAAAGAUGACAAAUGUGAAACAACUGACUGUUCUACAUCUAAUACAGACUCGACAAACACAUUUGAAACUGAAGGCAUAGAUACACAAAACUUAAAUCAGCCCCUGGUAUCCCAGCAAGUGAAAUCAGAUAACCAAAAGCAAACUAUUGAUGUAGAGGAAGAAAAUAUGUGGGAUAAUGAUGAUGACUGGGAGCCCAUAGAGGAAACAAAUAAGCAACCAGAAUCUUCAAAAACUGAAAACCAAUCAAAAAGUCCUACAGAGUCAAAAAGCACAAGUGAUUCCUGGAGCUCUUGGGGUAACUGGGGAGUAUCCUCAAUUUUGACAUCAGCUACACAAGGAGUAUCUACUCUUACAAGUCAUGUUUCACAAGGUCUAAAUACUAUUGUAGAUACUAGCUUAGGAAUCCCUGAUCCUCAGGAGUUAGCAAGAUUACACAAGAGGGAAAAGGAAGAACUUGAAGCUAAAAUCAGAGAAAAUAGCACAGAGCUUCAGCAUGAGGUUGAAAAUAGUAAUACUGGAACAUUAGGAUUUGGACUUGGGAAUCUUGGGAACCUAGUGUCAGGAGUUUCUAAUCUCACCAAACUUGUAGAAACAACAGGUAGCAAAGUUAUCUCAGGUGGUUUAGACACACUAGAAACCAUUGGUAAAAAAACCAUGGAGGUAUUGCAAGAAGGCGAUCCAGGCCUCAAGAAAAAAAGGCAGUUCUUAAAAUUAGAACAAGAAAAACCAAUUUUAUCUCAAGUUCUGCGAGAGGCUAAAGAAAAAGCUGAACAAGAAAAUCGGUCUCUUCAACAAAAGCACAUUGUCAAGAAAAAGAACUAUGAGACAUUAUUUGAUGACCAUCAUGGUUUAGUACACUUGGAAGCUCUUGAGAUGCUAUCCAGGCAGUGUGACUUCAAACUAAAAACUUUGAUGGAAAAUUGUGAUGAUGACAAAUCCUUGAUGGAUCUUCAAGAGACAAUGGAUCAAGUCAAGGAGCUAUGUGAAUUACCUGAUGAAGAUGAUGAAGAACAAGCUACAAUGGAAGAUAUCAAGGAAAAACUUCAAUCAGCAAUAAAAGAGCUAAAUAUUAAGAUUUCCUAUGACAAGUUAUUGUUGACAUGGGAGGAAACAGAAACAUGGUUAAAUACUGUAAAUCUCAAAAUCUGUGAUGAGAAUGAAUUGCAUCAACAAGCUAUAGAAACAUUAGCACAACUCACUGCUAUUGCUGUGGAGCAGUUUCACAAAGCUGGAGAGCUGUUGCUUAUCAAAGAGCACCAUAGUACAGCUGAUGAGGCUGACAGUUUAGUACAGCUGACGACAACCUUAACUUCACUGAUAGGCAUAGUAGCUGGCAAGUUUUCAGACAAACUAAAUGUCAAGGCAUCAGGAAAAAGUAAUGGAGAGGAUAUUAAUGGUCUCAUCACAAAUGUCUUCUUUGAGGCUGCAAACAGUAGCUCUUACAUCCAAGAUGCAUUCCAAUUGCUUAUACCUGUGUUGCAAGUUGGAGCAGUAUAGUAUAAAAUCUUGUCAUAAAAUAGUUUCAUGGGCGAAAAUUAUCACACUUUUUAAUUUGAAUUAUGUCAAACUAGGGAUAAGGUUAAUAUAUAAUAAUGUAUAGGAUUUUAUAUAAUUAUUUAUUGAAAAUAUGUCACUGAACAAUAAAAAAUAUAUGUGUAUUCGUUUACCCUUGGCUUAAUUUAAU